This is a messenger RNA of Microcebus murinus (gray mouse lemur), 7363 nucleotides long. The record is from RefSeq and is a predicted model, not a curated record. Lineage: Eukaryota; Metazoa; Chordata; Mammalia; Primates; Cheirogaleidae.
AUGGAGAGCAGUGGACCAAAAGUUUUGGAAACAGCUGAAGAGAUCCAGGAGAGGCGUCAAGAGGUGUUGACUCGGUACCGGAGGUUCAAGGAGCUGGUUGCUGAGAGGGGUCAGAAGCUUGAGGAGUCCUAUCACUACCAGGUUUUCAGGCGAGAUGCAGAUGACCUGGAAAAGUGGAUCUUGGAGAAACUCAAGAUUGCAGAAGAUAAGAGCUAUGAAGACCCAACUAAUAUACAGGGGAAAUAUCAGAAGCACCAAUCCUUUGCAGCAGAGGUGCAAGCAAAAUCAAAAGUCAUUCCUGACCUGGAAGAAAUCAGGGAAGUCCGAUUUGCUGAGGGUCAUUUUGCCCACGAGGACACCAAGGCCCAUCUGGAGGAACUGCGCCGCCUGUGGGACCUGCUGCUGGAGGUGACCCAGGAGAAGGGCUUCCUGCUUCUGCGGGCCUUGAAGCUCCAGCAGUACUUGCAGGAGUGUGCUGACAUCUUAGAGUGGAUCGGAGACAAGGAGGCUAUAGUAACGUCCGUGGAGCUUGGUGAGGACUGGGAGCGUGCAGAAGUUCUGCAUAAGAAGUUUGAAGAGUUCCAAGUGGACCUGGCAGCUCGAGAGGGGAGAGUGGAUGGAGUGAACCAAUAUGCCAAUGAGUGUGCCGAGGAGAACCAUCCUGAGCUGCCCGUGAUUCAGUUUAAGCAAAACGAGGUGAACGCUGCCUGGGAACGUCUCCACGGCCUGGCUCUCCAGAGACGGAAAACCCUGUCUGACGCUGCAGACCUCCAGCGAUUCAAACGGGAUGUGACUGAAGCCAUCCAAUGGAUCAAGGAGAAGGAAACUCUGCUCAGCUCUGAGGACUAUGGCCAAGACCUUGUUAGCUCUGAGGCACUGUUUCACAGUCACAAGGGACUUGAGAGAAACCUUGCAGUCAUGAAUGACAAGGUGAAGGAGUUAUGUGCCAAAGCAGACAAGCUUACGCUUUCCCAUCCUUCAGAUGCACCUCAGAUCCAGCAGAUGAAAGAAGAUCUGGUCUCCAACUGGGAGCACAUUCGCGCCCUGGCUACCAGCAGAUACGCAAAACUGCAGGCUUCUUAUUGGUACCAGCGGUUCUUGUCCGACUACGAUGAGCUCUCAGGCUGGAUGAAGGAGAAGACCGCUCUGAUCAAUGCUGAUGAGCUGCCCACCGAUGUGGCCGGUGGGGAAGUCCUGCUGGACAGGCAUCAGCAGCAUAAGCAUGAGAUUGACUCCUACGAUGACCGAUUUCAAUCUGCUGAUGAGACUGGUCGAGCCCUCCUGGAUGCCAAUCAUGAAGCCUCCGAUGAAGUUCAGGAGAAGAUGGGAAUACUUGCCAACAACUGGGCUGCCCUGCUGGAACUGUGGGACAAGCGUCAGCAUCAGUACGAGCAGUGCUUGGACUUGCACCUCUUCUACAGAGACAGCGAGCAAGUGGACAGUUGGAUGAGUAGACAAGAGGCCUUCCUGGAAAACGAGGAUCUGGGAAACUCACUCGGCAGCGUAGAAGCCCUUCUUCAGAAGCAUGAUGACUUUGAGGAAGCCUUUACUGCCCAAGAAGAGAAGAUUACAACAUUAGACAAGACUGCCACCAAAUUGAUUGACAAUGACCAUUAUGAUUCAAAAAACAUUGCGGCUAUUCGUGAUGGGCUGUUGGCCCGGCGGGAUGCCCUACGUGAAAGGGCUGCCACUAGACGGAGAUUGCUGGAAGAUUCGUUGCUUUUGCAACAACUGUAUCAGGAUUCAGAUGACCUAAAGAACUGGAUCAACAAAAAGAAAAAGUUGGCAGAUGAUGAAGAAUACAAGGACACACAGAACUUGAAGAGCCGGGUUCAAAAGCAGCAAGUCUUUGAAGAGGAGCUAGCAGCUAAUGAGAUCCUACUCAAUAACCUAGAGAAAACUGGCCAGGAGAUGAUCGAGGGUGGUCACUAUGCCUCUGACAAUGUGGCCGCUCGCCUGAGUGAAGUUGCCAGCCUCUGGAAGGAGCUGUUGGAGGCUACGGCACAGAAAGGGACCCAGCUGCAUGAGGCGAACAAGCAGCUGCAAUUUGAAAACAAUGCAGAAGACCUGCAGUGCUGGCUGGACGAGGUGGAGUGGCAGGUCACCUCAGAAGAUUACGGGAAAGGCCUGGCUGACGUGCAGAACCGACUAAGGAAACACGGCCUCUUGGAGUCGGCUGUGGCUGCCCGCCAGGAUCAGGUGGACACCCUCACGGAACUGGCUGCAUAUUUUGAAGAAGCAGGACAUCCUGAUUCGGGGGACAUGAGGGCAAGGCAGGAGUCCUUGGUGUCCCGGUUUGAAGCUCUGAAAGAGCCACUGGCCACCCGGAAGAAGAAGCUCAUUGACCUACUCCGUCUGCAGCAGAUCUGCAGAGACACAGAGGAUGAGGAGGCCUGGAUCCAAGAGACUGAACCCUCAGCAGCUUCUACCCACCUUGGCAAGGACCUGAUUGCCUCCAAGAAUCUUCUCAACAGGCACGAGGUCAUCCUGGCAGACAUCAACAACCACGAGCCACGCAUUCAAGCAAUAACAGAGAGGGGAAACAAAAUGGUAGAGGAAGAACACUUUGCUGCAGAAGAUGUGGCCUCUAGGGUCAAGAGUUUGAACCAGAACAUGGAGUCUCUCUGCGCUCGAGCAGCGAGACGGCAGAAUGAUCUUAAGGCCAAUGUCCAGUUCCAGCAGUACCUGGCUGACCUGCAUGAAGCAGAAGCGUGGAUUAGAGAGAAGGAGCCUAUUGUAGACAACACUAACUAUGGGGCUGAUGAAGAGGCAGCUGGGGCUCUUCUAAAGAAGCAUGAGGCCUUCCUAGUGGAUCUCAAUGCAUUCGGAAAAAGUAUAGAAGCUCUACGUGCUCAGGCAGAAGACUGCCAGCAACAACAGGCUAUGCCAGUGGACGAAUCUGCUCGAGAAGAGAGGGUUGUAGCUUUAUAUAACUUCGAGGCCCGCAGCCCUCGAGAAGUCACCAUGAAGAAAGAUGAUGUCUUAACUCUACUGAGUUCCAUCAACAAGGACUGGUGGAAGGUUGAAGCCGAUGAUCACCAGGGCUUUAUCCCUGCUGCCUUUGUCAGAAAGCUGACCCCUGAUGAAUUCCCAGGGCUCCCACUGCGGCGGCGAGAAGAGCCAGGCAGCAUCACCCAGCGCCAGGAGCAGAUUGAAAACCAGUACCAUUCCCUCCUGGAUCGGGCAGAAGAACGCAGACGCCAUCUAUUGCAACGUUACAAUGAAUUUUUGCUGGCCUAUGAGGCAGGAGACAUGUUGGAUUGGAUUAGAGAGAAAAAGGCAGAAAACAUCGAUGUGGUACUAGAUGAUGUUUGGGAACUGCAGAAGAAGUUUGAUGAGUUCCAAACGGAUUUGAAAACCAAUGAGCCUCGGCUAAGGGAUAUCAACAAGAUAGCUGAUGAUCUGCUAUUUGAAGAACUUCUAACACCAGAAGGAGCUCAAAUCCGGCAGGAAUUGAAUGUCCGUUGGGGUUCCUUGCAGAAGCUUGCAGAUGACCAGCGGCAGCUACUGGGCAGUGCCCAUGCUGUCCAGAUGUUUCACAGAGAAGCAGAUGACACGAAGGAGCAGAUUGAGAAGAAGUGCCAGGCUCUCAGUGCUGCAGAUCCUGGCUCUGACCUGUUCAGUGUUCAGGCCCUUCAGCGACAGCAUGAGGGCUUUGAGAGAGACCUUCUACCCCUGGGGGAAAAGGUGACCAUAUUGGGGGAGACAGCAGAGCGUCUCAGUGAGUCCCAUCCGGAUGCCACUGAGGACCUGCAGAGACAGCGACUGGAGCUGAAUGAGGCAUGGGGUGACCUGCAAGGGCGCACACAGGAUCGUAAGGAAAGCCUAAAUGAGUCCCAGAAAUUCUACCUGUUCCUCAACAAGGCCAGGGACCUACAGAAUUGGAUCAGUGGCAUUGGUGCCAUGGUAUCAUCGAAGGAGCUGGCUGAAGACUUAACUGGCACAGAGAUCUUGCUGGAGCGGCACCAGGAGCAUCUAGCUGACAUGGAGGCAGAGGCUCCUACCUUCCAGGCCUUAGAACACUUUGGUGCAGAACUUAUAGAUGGUGGGCAUCGUGCUAGCCCUGAAAUUGAGAAAAAGCUUCAAGAUGUCAGAUUAGAGAGAGAUGAUUUGGAGAAGGCUUGGGGACAACGCAAGAAGAUCCUAGACCAAUGCCUUGAGUUGCAGUUGUUCCAAGGGGACUGUGAUCAGAUUGAGAGCUGGAUGGUGGCACGAGAGAAUUUCCUGAGGUCAGAUGACAAGGGUUCCUUAGACAGUCUGGAGGCCUUGAUGAAGAAACGUGAUGAUUUGGACAAAGCAAUCACUGCUCAGGAAGAGAAGAUCACUGACCUGGAACAUUUUGCUGAGCGGCUCAUAGCUGAUGACCACUAUGCCAAGGAGGAGAUUGCUGCUCGCCUCCAACAUGUGCUAGACAGAUGGAGGGCUCUCAAAGCACAACUGAUUUCUGAGAGAGAAAAGCUUGGAGACUAUGCUGACCUAAAACAAUUCUACCAUGACCUUGAGGAGCUAGAAGAAUGGAUCAGUGAGAUGCUGCCCACAGCCUGUGACGAAUCCUACAAAGACCCCACUAACAUUCAGAGGAAAUACCUGAAACACCAGACCUUUGAAAAUGAGGUCAAUAGCCAAGCUGAGCAUGUGGAAGGAGUCUUCAACCUGGGGAACUCCCUGAUUGAGCGGAAGGCAUGUGAUGGCAAAGAAGAAACUGUGAAGGGGCAACUGGAAGAGCUGGAGAGACAUUGGGACUAUCUGCUUGAGAGAACAAUUGACAAAGGGCAGAAGCUCAAGGAGGCUAGUCGCCAACAGAGGUUCAACACAGGCAUCCGGGACUUUGAGUUCUGGCUCUCGGAGGCGGAGACACUGCUGGCCAUGAAAGACCAGGCCAGGGACCUGGCUUCGGCAGCGAACCUGCUCAAGAAGCAUCAGCUAUUGGAAACAGAGAUGUUGGCUCGAGAGGAUGCACUCAAGGACCUGAAUAAGCUGGCUGCAGAUCUGCUCUCUAGUGGGACUUUCAACGUUGAACAGAUUGAGGAGAAAAUGGAUAGCGUCAAUAAGCGCUUCCUGAAUGUCCAGAACUUGGCAGCUGCACACCAUGAGAAGCUGAAAGAGACCUACGCCUUGUUCCAGUUCUUCCAGGACCUAGAUGAUGAGGAAUCCUGGAUAGAGGAGAAGUUGGUACUAGUGAGCUCCCAGGACUAUGGGAGGGAUCUGCAGGGUGUUCAAAAUUUACUGAAGAAGCACAGACGCCUAGAGGGGGAGCUGGUGGCCCAUGAGCCUGCCAUCCAGAAUGUGCUGGAUAUGGCAGACAGGCUGGGAGACAAGGCUGCUGUGGAACAAGAGGAGAUCCAGGAGCGACUGGCUCAGCUUGUUCAACACUGGGAGAAGCUCAAAGAGUUGGCCAAGGCUCGAGGGCUUCAGUUGGAAGAGUCCCUAGAAUACCUGCAAUUCAUGGGCAAUGCUGAGGAAGAGGAAGCUUGGAUCAGUGAAAAGGAAGCUAUGGUUGCCCGAGGGGAAUCUGGAGACACAUUGGCUGCUAUUCAGAAUUUGCUGAAGAAGCAUGAAGCUCUGGAUAAUGACUUUGCUGUCCACGAGACCCGAGUGCAAAACGUGUGUGCACAAGGAGAAGACAUCCUGAGUAAGGAAGAAAGUCAGAACAAAGAGAAGAUUUCUGCAAAGAUAGAGGCUCUGAAUGAAAAGACCCCUUCGCUGGCCAAGGCCAUAGCUGCUUGGAAGUUGCAACUAGAAGAUGAUUAUGCUUUCCAGCAGUUUAACUGGAAGGCUGAUGUGGUAGAGGCCUGGAUAGCUGAGAAGGAAGCAAGCCUGAAGAACAAUGGCAAUGGUGCAGACCUCACUGCCUUCCUCCCUUUCCUGGCAAAGCAGGUGAGAGCAGGCUGCCGUGUGGGCAGUUGCCAGGGAAGUCCAACAGCCACAUCUCACAGAAGCUCAGUCCCCCAGGAGUAUUCAUUUCUAAAUUUGGUUCAUCAGGCAUCAAUUCCAAGAAUCUCUCCUCCUGGAUUCUGGGAUAGGCAGCUGUGUUCCCUGGAUUCAAUCACAAGACACAUGGAGACCUACGCUGUUUGUGUUUUCAUGAGUGAAAGUGUUCCAGAAAUGCUGCGGAAAGAAACAAAUGCCGAGGAGCUAUUCAUGGAAUUUGCACACAAAGCCUCAGCUUUCAACAACUGGUGUGAGAACGCUGAGGAGGACUUGUCAGAACCUGUACACUGUGUCUCCCUGAAUGAGAUUCGGCAGCUACAGAAGGACCACGAGGACUUCCUAGCCUCCCUGGAUGGAGCUCAAGCAGACUUCAACUAUUUACUGGAGCUAGACCAGCAGAUUAAGGCCUUAAAUGUGCCCUCUAGCCCUUACACCUGGUUAACAGUGGAAGUGCUGGAAAGGUUCUGGAAGCAUCUAUCUGAUCUCAUUAAGGAACGGGAGCAGGAGCUGCAAAAGGAAGAGGCCAGACAGGUCAAGAACUUUGAGAUGUGUCAAGAGUUUGAGCAGAGUGCCAGCUUUCUUCAGUGGAUCCUGGAGACCAGGGCUUACUUUCUGGAUGGAUCUUUGCUCAAAGAAACAGGAACUUUGGAGUCCCAGUUGGAAGCAAAUAAAAGAAAGCAGAAGGAGAUCCAGGCGAUGAAGCGUCAACUGACCAAGAUUGAGGACCUGGGGGAAAAUUUGGAAGAGGCUCUGGUUCUUGACAUCAAAUACAGCACCAUUGGACUGGCCCAGCAGUGGGACCAGCUCUACCAGCUUGGGAUGCGAAUGCAACACAACCUAGAGCAACAGAUCCAGGCCAAAGACACCAUAGGCGUGAGUGAAGAGACACUAAAGGAGUUUAGCACAACCUAUAAGCACUUUGAUGAGAACUUGACAGGGCGCUUGACUCACGAAGAGUUCCGGUCUUGCCUGAGAGGACUUAAUUACUACUUGCCCAUGGUAGAGGAAGGGGUACCUGAGCCCAAGUUUGAGAAGUUCCUGAAUGCUGUGGAUCCCGGAAGGAAGGGCUAUGUCUCGCUGGAGGACUACACCUCAUUCUUGAUUGACAAGGAGUCAGAGAACAUCAAGUCCAGUGAUGAAAUAGAGAAUGGCUUCCAAGCCCUGGCAGAGGGCAAGGCCUAUAUUACCAAAGAGGACAUGAAGCAGGCCCUCACCCCAGAGCAAGUGUCAUUCUGCACCAUACAUAUGCAGCAGUAUAUGGACCCACGGGGCCGAAGCCAUCCCGCUGGCUAUGACUAUGUUGGCUUCACCAAUUCCUACUUUGGCAACUCACAAGCAGCUCCUGUGGAUCGUAGAGAAUCUUAGUGUGGUGGGUGGUACUGGGAGAUGAAAGAGACAGGCAAAUGCAAGGGAUGAAAAUAUAGUUGUGUGU